Molecule: messenger RNA, 1313 nt
Organism: Punica granatum (pomegranate)
Lineage: Eukaryota; Viridiplantae; Streptophyta; Magnoliopsida; Myrtales; Lythraceae
Source: RefSeq, a predicted model, not a curated record
CCCUAUCUUCUCCGCAGAAAGAGAGAGAGCAGAGCACUAACUCGCUGGUGACGACGAGUCGGCGACUCAGCAUGGGUGAGAAGAAGGAUAACGGCGGCGAGAAGAAGAAAAGCUGCUGCUGCGGCGAGGAUGGGAAGAAGGACGAGAAGAAGAACGGGCCCAAUGCCGUGGUCCUGAAGAUCGACAUGCACUGCGAAGGCUGCGCCUCCAAGAUCAUCAAAUGCGCCAAGGCUUUCGAAGGGGUGGAGAAGGCGAAGGUGGAGUGGGAGGCGAGCAAGCUGACAGUGGAGGGCAAGGUGGACCCCACCAAGCUCAGGGAGAGGCUGCAGGAGAAGACGAAGAAGAAGGUGGAGCUCGUCUCCCCGCUGCCCAAAAAGGACAAGGAAAACAAGGACGACAACACCGCCACCACCACCUCCAACAAGAACAACAAGAACAGCGGCAGCGGCGACAGCAAAGGUCAGGAGAAGAAGAAGGCUGACGAGAAAAAGCCCAAAGAGCCCCCUGCGACCACUGCAGUUCUGAAGCUCGGGCUCCAUUGCCAGGGCUGUGUCCAGAAGAUUCACAAGUUCGUCUCCAAGACUUCAGGGGUGACGAAUGUGACUAUUGAGCAGCAGAAGGAUCUUGUCACGGUUACGGGCACGAUGGAUGUUAAGGCUUUGGCGGAGACCUUGAAGGGAAGGAUGAAGAGGGUCGUUGAGAUCGUCCCCCCCAAGAAAGAGAAAGAGAAGGUCAAGGACAACGAGGAGAAGAAGGACGGCAAUAAGGGCAGUGGCGGAGGCAACGAGAAGGAAGGUUGUGGCAAUGGCAACAACCAAGGCAAUGGCAGCGGAGGAGGAAAGAAGAAGAAGGGAGCCGGUGGCGGUGGAGGGGGAGAGUACGGCAAUGCUGUUGGCAACAAGGAGGAGGAGAAUGGCUCUGCAGUCGGGCUUGGAUAUCCAGCGAAUACCGGAUACGGAUACGGAUGUGGGUACGGGUAUGGUUACACGUACGGGGAGAGUGUACACGCCCCGCAGUACUUCAGUGACGAGAACCCGAACGCUUGCUCGGUGAUGUGAAGAAGCGGGUUGGGUUAUGGGUACAGUCUAGUGCGGAAGGGCCAUAGGAAGAGACAAAAGAAAAAAAUGUAUAUAAGGAAGGGGAUGGAAAAUAGGCAAAUAGAGGAUUUGGUGGGGAAAAUGAAUUUUGGGUUUGAUGUCCUAAGCUGAAUGGAACCUGCAUCAUAAAAAAAACAACCAAAUAUGUAAUUGGAGUUUGUUCUUUCUUAUGUUAAUUUUGCUUUUGAAUGGAACAUCAAGUGGUUUUGCUCUCUA